Messenger RNA from Penicillium manginii, 1755 nucleotides. RefSeq names its product Zn(II)2Cys6 transcription factor. The record is from RefSeq and is a predicted model, not a curated record. Gene Ontology annotation, molecular function: DNA-binding transcription factor activity, RNA polymerase II-specific; transcription cis-regulatory region binding; zinc ion binding. NCBI's taxonomy places the organism in Eukaryota, Fungi, Ascomycota, Eurotiomycetes, Eurotiales, Aspergillaceae. Bases 1 to 1755 code for a protein of 584 amino acids. The transcript has 4 exons. Gene Ontology annotation, cellular component: nucleus. Gene Ontology annotation, biological process: positive regulation of transcription by RNA polymerase II.
AUGACAACCUACGCUGAUACCGGUUGGCCGUGUUCUCCGGAUAUCUCCGGGACAAAGGCUGCAAAGAAGAUCCGAAACCGUCAAUCUGGUACUCCUUGGACUCGCUCAGGAUGUAUCACCUGCAAAAAGCGCCGCAAAGGUUGCGACAAGGCCAAGCCGAGCUGCAACAAUUGCAUCAAACAAGGUCGAACUUGCGAGGGUUAUGGAGAUCUCUGGGUGCAACCGUUGGGCCCGUCAGCGCAAGUCUUCAACCAACCAGACGAACAGAAACGACGACGACUGAGUGUUUCCACGCCGUCUCAGCUCUUGUCUCCGGCACCGUCGCCCUCUUCAGAUUUGUGGCUGCACAUACAGCCUUCACCUACCACAGAUUCGCUUUCCCCCAGUCCAUCUCAACUGUCCUCGCCACGAGGACGAAUCAUCGAUUUGAACGAAGAGCCAGACCACACGGAUCAGAUUGAUAAAUACAAAACACCUUCAUCAUCGAGCCAGACUGACGCUCUGACGAUGAUCCCGCGGCAACACAGCUUUAUCAGCCACCUUGGCGACAACGAGACGCAUUACCUGCAAUAUCACGUCGAGUUUGGAUCCCGGCUUCUCGCCAACCUCGAAAGUGACGAUAACCCAUUACGCUCUCUACUCAUUCCUCGCGCAAUAUCAUCGCCUCUCUUAAUGAAGGCAGUAUGUGCAGUCUCUGCUCUUCAUCUUGCCAACCGGUCCGCAGGAUUCAGCGCACAAACUGCCGCGGCAGGUUUCUACGGCCGAGCUCUCAGCGGUAUCCGCACAGAGAUCGCCGAUAGCUCCACGAAUGGUCUCUCUGACGAUACCAUGUUGGCAGUUGGCCUACUGUGCAAGUACGAAGUUGUCCGUGGAAGCGUGAAGCAAUGGGUGGUUCACUUGAAUGCUCUGCAGCGCUUAAUCGCUUCCCGCGGCGGGUUGGUAGCCAUGGACCGUGAUGCUGCAGAAUUUCUUCGAGGCCUAUAUGUUUAUGCCUAUAAUAUGGCUCGAAUCAGCAAUCGUAAACGCAUUACUCCUAGCGAGGACUUCGCCACACAUACAGACCUAGGUCCUCCCCGAUUGGACAUAUACAUCGGGUACACUGAACAGAUCUUGAAUCUCUGCGCACGCAUCGUCGAACUUCCCUCUCUACAAAACGACACUAUUUCUCUUCGCCUCGCAAUAGCCUCCAUAAACGACUCCCUCCUCACAUGGUCCCACACAAACACGCGCUAUAUAAUACCCCAAGGCCUCACAAGCGAAGCUCUAAGCCGCCUUCAACUCGUCGCAGAAUGUUUCCGCGACGCAGGAUUCAUAUACCUCCACUCCAUCCUGGAACGCAUGCACAACAAUCAACCCCAAUCCCAACCACCAUCAGCCGCUGAUACCCCCUACCCCGGUGAAACCGAAUUUACAUCAUUAAUUUCCAUACCGAAAGCUACUGCCGUUGAUACAUGCCUCUCACGAAUCGAAUCGCUCCACCUGGACAACCACUGCGAGUACUCGGCACUCACAUUCCCGCUCUUUAUCUCCGGCUGUGAGAGCUCGGUCUUUGCGCACAGAGAUCUUGUCCUCGAUUCCCUGACCAAAUUGCAGAGUAAUUUCGGCAUUGGAAAUACCCAGCGCGCCAAGGACGUACUAAAGAUAUUGUGGUCGAGAAGAGAUGCCCAUAUUCGAAACCCGUCUGGCGCAAAUGUGGGAAACGUGCAUUGGUUUGAUAUUUUGGAGGAGCUUCAGUGGGAUUUGACCCUUGCAUGA